Molecule: messenger RNA, 669 nt
Organism: Ostreobium quekettii
Lineage: Eukaryota; Viridiplantae; Chlorophyta; Ulvophyceae; Bryopsidales; Ostreobiaceae
Source: the annotation of a GenBank genome assembly
AUGGCAUCCGCCAGCGGUGAAGGCAGCAAACCCGUGCUGACGGCCUACGUUAAGGGCGACCCCGCCACCAGCACCCUGGGCGACUGCCCCUUCUGCCACCGCGUCCUCCUGACCCUCCGGGAGAAGGCCAUUCCCCACGACCUCCAGUACAUUGCCUUCGAUAACAAGCCCGACUGGCUGCUGGAUGUCAAUCCGUCAGGCACCGUCCCCGUGAUCAAGCACGGCGACGCCUGGGUGCCCGACAGCGGCGCGAUUGUGGCCUACUUGGAGGAGAAGUUCCCUGAGCCCAGCAUGGUUGCCCCGGCAGAGAUGGCCGAAGUUGGAGGGAGCGUGUUCGGAUCUUUCAGAGCAUUUGCGCUGCCUGGUGACGCCGAUCCGGCAGAGGCUGAGGCCAAGUGGCUGGGGGAGAUGGGAGAUUUGGACAAGGUGCUCAAGGCGACGGAGGGCCCUUUCCUUGGGGGCGAUCGCUUCAACUCGGUGGACGUCAUGCUGCUCCCGCGGCUGUACCACGCCUUCACCGUGCUGAAGCAUUUUAAAGGGUGGGAGCUGCCGGAGGAGUACGGCACCGUGGCGGCGUAUUUUGGUGAGGCCAAGGGGAGGGACAGCUGGAAAGCGACGGAUUACGGGGAGGAGAUGAUACUCAAAGGCUGGGCGCCGAAAUUCGCGUAG